AUUUAAUAGGGAUUCAAUGCCUAAUCUCUCUAUAAAUAGGCAUAUCCGUGACUAGCUAGUUCUUGUUCCAACUCGACAAGAAAAUCCAAAAAAAAAAGGGGCAGAUGGAUAGAAUUCUUCUCGUCUUAGCUUUCGAAUUCAUCCUUUUAUCCAUUCUGUCUUCAUCUGGCCUCAUCCAAUGUACCAGAGAAGAUGAUGAUCAUGACUUUGUGAGAAGCCUCGAUCGGGGGGUGCUGGAUCUAAAGAAAGAAAAGCUAAGCCAUUUUCGCAUCUAUUGGCAUGACAUUGUCAGUGGUCGAAACGCUACAUCUGUCCGAGUAGUUCAACCCUCAAACAUAUCGGCAACGGGGUUCGGUAUAAUCAGCAUGAUAGAUGAUCCGUUAACCGAGGGGCCUCAGUUAAGCUCAAAAAUGGUUGGAAGGGCACAAGGAUUCUAUGCACUCUCAUCACAAGAAGAAAUAGGCCUGUUGAUGUCCAUGAACUUUGCUUUUACUCAAGGAAAAUACAACGGUAGCACCAUUACAGUGCUGGGGAGAAACAUAGUUUUCAACAAGGUGAGAGAGAUGCCGGUGAUCGGAGGCAGCGGCCUUUUCCGGUUCGCGAGAGGCUAUGUUCAGGCAAGAACUCAUACAUUUAACCUCAAGACAGGAGACGCCAUAGUUGAGUACUCUUGUUAUGUGCUGCAUUAUUGAAUAUUUGACCUAAUUUUAUUCAGUUAUUUUCUGUGUUGAUGCAUGCUUGCUUUGAUUGUCGGCCACUUUCAAUUAUUUCUAUGAGGGUGGGAUGGUUUAUUUUACUUCUUACACUUUAAAGAAAUAAAAAACUAUGAUUAAAGUU
Molecule: messenger RNA, 837 nt
Organism: Durio zibethinus
Lineage: Eukaryota; Viridiplantae; Streptophyta; Magnoliopsida; Malvales; Malvaceae
Product: dirigent protein 19-like
Source: RefSeq, a predicted model, not a curated record